Messenger RNA from Xiphophorus maculatus (southern platyfish), 2170 nucleotides. RefSeq names its product retinol dehydrogenase 7-like (gene dhrs9). NCBI's taxonomy places the organism in Eukaryota, Metazoa, Chordata, Actinopteri, Cyprinodontiformes, Poeciliidae. Bases 120 to 1079 code for a protein of 319 amino acids. The record is from RefSeq and is a predicted model, not a curated record. The transcript is spliced from 5 exons. Gene Ontology annotation, molecular function: oxidoreductase activity.
GGAAAACCACCAAAUCAAGUCGGGUGAAAACAAACUUUGUGGCAAUUUCCAGUUUAUUCCCUGUUCCUCUUGGGACUGCAGCUCCAAUUCAUGCAGUAGAAAACGUUGAAAUAAAAACAAUGUUCUUGUACAUCCUCGGGCUGGUGACUGUUUGGUACCUAUAUCGCUGGUACAAAGAAAGCAAAAGAGUUCCCAACAAGGGGAGCAAAUAUGUGUACAUCACUGGUUGUGACUCUGGGUUUGGGAACAACCUGGCCAAACAUCUGGACAAGCUGGGCUUUUGUGUGAUUGCUGGCUGUUACACAGAGAAGGGUGAAACUGAGCUGAAGAAGGUCUCCUCCGAAAGGCUCACGGCCAUUUCCCUGGACGUCGCCAAGUCUGAAAGUGUGAAAAAGGUGGCGGCUUUCAUUAAGACUCUUGUUGGAGAGAAAGGUCUGUGGGCUGUUGUAAACAAUGCUGGAGUUGCCACGCCGUCCGGUCCCGUAGACUGGCUCACCAUUGACGAUUACAAAUCCAUGCUAGCCGUCAACCUCAAUGGAGUGAUCGACGUCACUCUGAGCGUGCUCCCUCUCAUCAAGAAGGCCAGGGGCAGAGUAGUAAAUGUAGCCAGUGUGUUCGGGCGAAUCAGUCCAUUUGGGGGGCCUUACUGUGUGUCCAAGUAUGGAGUGGAGUCCUUUAAUGACAGCCUGCGUUUAAACAUGGCGCCGUUUGGAGUCAAAGUUUUGUGCAUUGAGCCAGGCUUCUUCAAAACAAGCGUGACUGACACUGUGAUGCUGAAAAACCAAUUUAAGGGCCUUUGGGACAGAUUACCUCAGGAUAUGAAGGAUGACUACGGGCAAACUUUCUUGGAGACAAGUCUCGAACAGCUGGAUGAAAGAUUCAAUCAGCUUCGAGACAGCGACCUGAUGAAGGUAGUCCACUGUAUGGAGCACGCCAUCGCCUCCAUCUACCCUCGCUACCGCUACUCCCCAGGAUGGGAUGCUAAGUUCCUCUGGUUACCCAUAUCAUACAUGCCAACUUGGAUUUCAGAUCGAUUUUUCCUUCGAUACAGUCCCAAACCCAAAGUAUCUAUGAUUUGAGAAGCAUCCUGUGCGUGUUAUUUUCACAACAGUAAAUGUUAGCUUUACACGUCUGCCAAACUUUGUCAACAUCCUUUACGUCUCAAGUUCUGUAAUAAUCUGUACGUAACUAACCCCUUACUUGAAAAUGAAGUUUUCUAUAUGACAUAUGUAUUUUGAAUAACAGUUUCUGUGUUAGUUACAAAGAGUAAACAGAAACAAUAAUGUGCUGUGUAACCUUUGCUCUUGGACAAAGCCAGUUGUUUUGAAGGUAAAGGGAACAUGUUUAUCAAAACUGAAAGUUAUGUAAUCUUGUUUGGUCUCUUUCACAAGUCCAUGCUGGUCAACCAUUUACUCCUUCUCUUAUAUUCGCUAUGGACCUUGACUCUACAGAUAAAGCGUAAAACUUCACCGGCAAGUUUAAGCUUUUCUCGGUUAAUUUGUACAGUUGAAGGUGAGAAGCGGCUACUUGUGGAGAGCUGUAAUCAUGGUAUGUUUACAUUAUUCUUAUUUUUAUAUGUGUUGGUGCUAGUGCUGGAAAUGAUCAAUUGUGAUGAUCAUCAAAAACUCGUUCAGAGGUAAAUGUAGGAAUUUUUACUUUUAAAGAAAUAUAUUUUUACUGAAAUUUACUGCCCACUGGUGGAAGAUGAAAGCAAUUGCAUCGAGGAUUCUUGGUUUUGGCUUUACAAGAGAAUGAUGGUGUGGUGGUGCACAAACAAGAAUAUUUUUUACGUUAUUCCCUUUGUUUCUUUUACACUUGGACCAGGCUGACUGUUUUCUACAUGCUGAUAAAGCACAGAUUAAUAAGUAUUACACCUCUGUGUAAAACCAAAUUAUACUCGAUCUGUAGCUCGAGUAUAAUUUGUGACACCUCCAAUCAGUUUAUUCUGAAUAAUUGUAUUUUACAGUUUGACUUUUCAUGCAUAGAAGUUGAAAAAAAUUCAAUGAAAGCACAUUUAGCUUCUUCAGUUUCUUUUUGGCUUUGUCGUAAUAAAGAAAAAGAUGAUUUUCUAUGUAUUGCAUAAAAAGGAAUAUAGACUAAUUCUGUGUUUCUAAAUGUCAAAAUAUGACUGCUUUGCUAUGAUGUAAUAAUAAAAAUCUAUAAAAUUCCA